GUGAGUUGGAAAACUCUGAUUCCAAACCAAUCGAGCACAUUGGCUCCAGAGACAAAUGGAGUAUGAACCUAUUAUUGGUGACCGGCUACCAUGGGACUGCACAUCUUACGUUGCUUCACUAUCUUGUGGGCCAGACUUUUAAGUCAAAGGCUCGAGGUGUGGCCCCCUAAGGGAACCACCUGCUUUGGUUUCGGCACCCAGGCGGUAUCGCAGCCGUUAAGCAAACAGAGUAAUCUAUUUGGUGCCUCAUUGUGUGUCUUUAAGUAAAUAUAUAAACAUCGCUAGGUCUUUCUGAGUCUAUCAAUAUUGCGGAAAAACUGUUUCUCCGCAACCCUGAUUACUUCUUAAUGUGUAACGGGUUUGCACUUCACAUCUACAUAGCGUAAUUUCUUCCUACACAAUGUACUCGUGGUUAUUAGACUCUUUGUUUAGUAGUACAAUUGAUGUGAUAUCUUCAAACUAGUCUGCACAGACUGGGUACACACUAAAAUUAGUCGUAUAAUAUACAUUUCUAGAGAUUUUACAGAGACCAGUCACUAUGCGUUUGCAUAUUAUUUUAUAGAAGGUGUCACGUACAUAACAGCUGAUGAAGCGCCGCGCUUAUCAGGUCAAAAUAUGGCUGCCCCAGUAGAAAAAAGUAAACGGAUUACUACUCCAUAUCUUACGAAAUAUGAACGUGCUAGAGUUUUAGGUGCACGAGCUCUGCAACUAUCAAUGUCUGCUCCCGUUAUGGUCGAACUGGAUGGUGAACGAGAUCCUCUAAAAAUUGCUGAAAAGGAAUUAAGGGCUAACAAAAUACCUAUCAUUAUUCGACGUUUCCUUCCUGAUGGGAGUUCUGAAGACUGGAGUUUGGAUGAACUUAUUUUGACAGAAUAAAUUCAUAUUUUUUGUUUUAUGCGUGACUUGGAUUGUUCAGUACCGCUGAUAAUCAUGUCUUUCGUCAGCAAUAUUAUCCGCUUUCCCUAAAAGAGAACUUGGUUUAUUUUCAUGGUCAGUCAUAAUCAAUGUACACAUGGGCACGAGCGUAAUUUAGUUCAAGUUGUU
This is a messenger RNA of Schistosoma curassoni, 1044 nucleotides long. NCBI's taxonomy places the organism in Eukaryota, Metazoa, Platyhelminthes, Trematoda, Strigeidida, Schistosomatidae. The record is from the annotation of a GenBank genome assembly.